Molecule: messenger RNA, 6223 nt
Organism: Triplophysa rosa
Lineage: Eukaryota; Metazoa; Chordata; Actinopteri; Cypriniformes; Nemacheilidae
Gene: tiam1a
Product: TIAM Rac1 associated GEF 1a
Exons: 27
Biological process (GO): positive regulation of axonogenesis; activation of GTPase activity; small GTPase-mediated signal transduction
Cellular component (GO): cytosol; synapse; plasma membrane
Molecular function (GO): guanyl-nucleotide exchange factor activity; protein binding
Source: RefSeq, a predicted model, not a curated record
CACACCCCUUUCUGUGCUCUCAGUGGAUAGACUCAUCCUCACAUGGUUGGAGUGAGUGUGUUGUGGAGUUGUGAGAGACACAGGAAUACAUCCAGUACUUAGAGGAAACAUUACCUGAGCUGUGCUCGGAGACAUUCAAAUCGCAGAAGCUUGGAUACUUUGUUUAAAAACGGAAGCGGACCAUUUCUCCACACCUGAGGAAAACCCACCUUAGGGCUGAUCAGGACCAUGAAGUCUAAAAAUAGGAAUAUGGCUUUUUGGAAACGUAUCUGAUCCAUUGGUUCUACCUCAGACUUUAAAUCAUGGGGAACGUUGAGAGCCAAAAUGGAGACCACACCUACCACAGCGACAGGCAGGGCCACCUAUCACGAAAGCACAUGACCCGAUCGCUUCGCAUCUCCAACAAGCAUUCUCGCCGUUUACGUCACGCCUCAUCCUGCAAGGGUGAGCACCCCAACUCUGAGACCAGUACCAGAUCCAGCAGCACCCCUUCCAUCCCACAAUCCCUUAGUGAAAACGGCCUCGAACCCUUUAAUAAAACAAAUGUUCUGGAGGGCUAUGGAGGAACCAUUUGGGUUGACCGGAUGGCCAUUAACCUACGACCAGUGUCUUUCCACGACAACAUUGGGGAUCCCACCAUCACGCCAGGCUCGGAGGAUGGUGUAGAGAUGGACACCGUGGUUCCAGAAAGCUGUGAUGAAACUAGACUUUUCAUGAGCGAAGACACGUAUCUGCAGAGAACUAGAGAUGGUCCUCGGGAAGGCAGCAGCUUUAAGAAGAAACGCUCCAAAUCUGCAGAUAUGUGGAGAGAGGAUUCAAUGGAGUUCUCGCUCUCUGAUCUAAGCCAAGAGCAUCUGGCCAGCACAGAGGAGAUCAUCGGGCGGAGCGAGGAUAAAGGAUUCGCUAACUGUGGAGGUAGACAUCACACCUCCAGCCCACGGACGCUUGAGACUCGUUCCGGAGAGAGAGCAAACUCUUUGGAUGAACUUUGCGCGCAGAGGCUACCUCCUCUCCGUGGCUCACACCAUCACUAUAACGGUCAUGGUUCUGAGAGGACCAAAGGGGGAGUGAUGAACGGCGAGGUUUUGUCUCCCUCAGAGGAGGAAGGGAACGGAUAUGGAGCGUACACUCUUCCUUGUCGCCGCUCUCACUGCUUGUCGGAGGGGCUGUCCAAUCACAAGGCUCCCAUCUGCUCACGUAUGCAAGGCCGACGUGCGCAAACAACACAUGAUAUCACGGCAGGUGAAGGUAGCGAGUAUGGAGACAGUGGAAUCGACGGCGGUAUGGCUGAAAUCGAACACUCGUCACGUCGUUGCAAGGCCAUGUCUGCGUCUUUCUCAGUGUACUCCACUGCUAGCGGGAGCAUCUUCGCAGGAAGCGACAGUGGUAGCAGCAGCGGAGGUGGAGGAGAUCGCGAACGCCAGUCGGGUGGAGAUCAAGGGGUGUACGAGAACUUCCGUCAGGAGCUGGACCUGAACUCCAGACAGACGCGGGAAUGCCUGGAGGAAGCCGGAUCGGCCGCUAGCGAUGAUAGGAGCAGCGGAACUCUCAGCUCUGCUUAUCCAUCGGACAAUUUGCUCAUCACGGCCCACGGCACGGUACGGAAGGCUGGCAUGCUGGCGGUGAAGAACUUCCUGAUGCAUAAGAAGAAUAAGAGGGUGGAGCCUGCAGCAAAAAGGAAGUGGAAGCAAUAUUGGGUGUCACUGAAAGGGUGCACUCUGUUUUUCUACGAAACUGAUGGACGUUCUGGGAUUGACCACAAUAGCAUUCACAAGCACGCUGUGUGGGUAGAAAACAGCAUUGUCCAGGCUGUCCCUGAACAUCCCAAAAAAGACUUUGUGUUUUGCUUAAGCAACGCACUGGGAGAUGCCUUCCUAUUUCAGACUUCAGGUCAAACGGAGUUGGAAAACUGGAUAACCGCCAUUCACUCAGCCUGCGCUGCGGCCGUCGCCCGCCAGCACCACCGCGAUGACACGGUACGACUGGUGCGAUCCGAGAUCAAGAAGUUAGAACAGAAGAUCGACAUGGAUGAAAAAAUGAAGAAGAUGGGUGAAAUGCAACUCUCUUCUGUCACAGAUGCAAAAAAGAGGAAGACUAUUCUGGAACAGAUAUUCCUCUGGGAGCAGAAUUUGGAGCAGUUUCAUAUGGAUCUGUUUCGGUACCGCUGUUACCUGUCCAGCCUGCAGGGCGGCGAGCUUCCAAAUCCCAAACGCCUACUCGCAGUUGCUUCCCGCCCUACCAAGCUGUCCAUGGGUCGUCUGGGCAUUUUUUCCGUGUCAUCCUUCCAUGCCCUGGUGGCAGCGAGAACGGAUGGUGGCAUUCGGAGACGCACACAGGCUCUGUCUCGUUCAUCCAGUAAACGAAAGAGCCGCUUUUCUUCUCUGUGGGGUCUGGACACUACCUCCAAAAAGAAAACCAAAGGCAGACCCAGCAUCAACCAGGUGUUUGUGGACGGAGAAGAUUCGGUUCCGAGGAGUAUCGAGCACGUGUUCGAGGAUGCUGUAUAGGAGAAUCUGAAGGAUGAAGAUGGUUCAGUGAAAAGUCUACCCCAACACAAGCCGGACAGUGAAGUUUGGGUUCCGGACUACCUCACACCAUCCUGGGUCUCUUUAGCUGAUGAUAGACCCGUGUUGGCGAUAAUACAGCCGGGAGAGACCGCCAUGGAGGCGCUGGAAGCCCUGUGCAAGACUCAUGGACUGGAUCUUUCCAAGUACUAUUUACGGCUGAAGUUCCUCGUUGACAAUGAAAUGCAGUUGUACGUCCCCAGACCCGAAGAGGACCUGUGUGACCUGCUCUACAAAGAGAUUGAAAUAUGUGCCAAAACAACCAAAGUCAUCCAGUUUGAUAGAGAUGAGUCCUGUGCAAUUGGUUAUGGUUUCUCUGUGGAUGUUGUGGAGGAGGACGGUAGGCAGCAGCUUCAUAUCACUGAUGUGAAAGCCGGGGGUCUGGCAUUCGCCAAAGGUCUGCGAGCAGGUGAUGAGAUUCUGAAGCUAAACAGUAAGCCAGCGAGCGCAUUGGAACUGGCAGACAUGCAGGCAGCGUUCUCUUUGCCCUCUCUUACCCUCACUGUCAGCACGCUGCCCACUGCUGAGCCACACCAGCUGUGCCAGCAUCCCCCCCGUCGAUCAGACGGGGCACAGGAUCUCCGCACUGACAUCUUCUCACAGAGCCAAGAGGACAUCCUGGAUGAAGGUGUUGGCUUGGUGCUGCACAGCCCGACUGACUCUGGAGAAGACCGGGUACAUUUAGCAUCCGAGAGCCCCGCUGACAGCCUGGAGGACGAAAUAGAUUCAGCACACAAGAGUACAGAGCAGAUGACAACUUUCUGCCGUAACCUCCACAAUAUGAAUUCUCCAGAGGGUCCCGUUUCCUGUUCUUCCUCUUCCUGCACAUCUUCCUCAUCUUCAUCCUGCGUGCCUAGUCCCAUCUCACCCAUGCCUGUGCUCUUCACCCCCCGCCAGCUGUCUGACGCGGAUAAACUGCGUAAGGUCAUCAGUGAGCUGGUGGACACGGAGAAGACCUAUGUCAAGGACCUGAACUUUUUAAUAGAGCGUUACCUAAACCCCCUGCAGAAGGAGAGCUUCCUCCCACAAGAUGAACUGGAUGUGCUUUUUGGGAACUUGGUGGAGAUGGCUGAAUUUCAAUUCGAGUUUCUCAAAACUCUGGAGGACGGUACCAGACUCAUUCCAGAUUUAGAUCAACUGGAAAGAGUGGAUCAGUUCAAGAAAGUUCUGUUUUCUCUUGGCGGGUCCUUCCUGUACUAUGCAGACCGUUUUAAGAUCUACAGUGCGUUUUGUGCCAGCCACACAAAAGUCCCCAAGGUGCUCUUUAAAGCUAAAACCGAUCCGGAGUUCAAGGCGUUCCUGGCUAAGAGGAAUCCCAGGCAGCAGCAUUCCUCCACGCUGGAGUCCUACCUGAUCAAACCCAUUCAGAGAGUCUUAAAAUACCCACUGCUCCUCAGAGAACUUCACUCUCUCACUGACCCUGACAGCGAGGAACACUAUCACCUGGAUGUUGCCAUGAAAGCCAUGAACAAAGUGGCCAGUCACAUCAAUGAGAUGCAGAAGAUCCACGAGGAGUAUGGAGCUGUCUUUGACCAACUCAUCAGUGAGCAGAGCUCUGAGAAAAAAGAGGUCGCUGAUCUGUCAAUGGGUGACCUCCUGCUGCAUGACACGGUGGUCUGGAUGAACCCACCCUCUGCUCUGAUGAAAGGGAAGAGAGACCCAGAGCUGGCUGCCUUUGUUUUCAAGACGGCGGUUGUUUUUGUGUAUAAGGACUGCUCCAAGCACAAGAAAAAAAUCGGUGGAUCUCACAGAGCGUCAGUCCUGGAUGAGAGAGACCCAUUCCGUUUUAGACACAUGAUCUCUACUGAUGCUCUCCAAGUUCGCAACCUCCCGAAUUCAGACGGCUCCGCAAUGUGUGAGAUCGUUCAUGUGAGGUCAGAAUCUGAAGGGAGACCCGAGAGGACCUUCCAUAUCUGCUGCAGCUCUCCAGAGAGUAAAAAAGACUUCCUGAAGACGGUUCAUUCCAUCUUGAGGGUCAAACAGCGCAGGCAGUUAAUGCAGACCGAGAGUUUACCUCCAAAUCAGCAGUAUAUUCCCUUCGGAGGGCAGCGGCUUUCUGCGCUAAAAGGCUCACAACCCAUCAUGAACAGAGCGGUUUCGGCCCCAUCUCGAACCCUCGGGCGACGAAAGAUGAUUCAUAACCGUUUCACCAUAGACACUGAUGUGAUUUUCAACGAUGCCUCGUACCGAGACCUGUCACCCGUUACGCCGACAGACUCCCCGCCAUCCAAGAUGUCCUCAUCGGCCCAGCAGCCAAUGGGAGACACGGACCGGUGGGUGGAGGAUCAGUUCGACCUGCAGAUCUACGAAAACCAGGACGACGUCAAGGAGACGGACAUCCUCAGCGACGAUGACGAGUACUGCAAAUCCGUCCGGGGCCCGUCUUCCGAACCGAGCCUGGAGGAGUCUUUAGAAGCCCUUAGCGUGGAGGGAGAUGAAGAGAAGCAAGAAGACAAGGGACUCGACGGGAUCCCGGAGGACAAGUCGUCUCCGAGAUCUCACGCCCCUCUGAAGCUGACCCUUCUGAGAAAGCAGUGUGCGGUGGAGAGCGUCGCUUCAGAGAGGGAUUGUGAGGUCGUUUGGGUUCGCAGGGACGAUUUUAGCAACGGCUGCAACAGCGACAUCUUCUGAGCGGAAAGGGGAUGCUUUAUAGACUCUUAUGAGCUCACCAGAAACAGAUACCUACGGAGUCCAUGCCUUUGUGGACGUGAUGCACCGACAAUCCUGCUGAAAGAAACAACUUUGAAUUUGUGUACAUUUGUUUCAAGACACUUUAAUUGAGUCCAGACAUCACAAGAACAUUCAGAAGCCGACUGUACAGCCAAUGUAUUAAUAGAGGCUUUAUACUGAUGCCUGACUUGCACGUGCAGACCACAGGCAGCUACACUUUUGUUUUGUUCACUUUUCAUUUAAAUGUAAAAACGUGCUUCGUGUUCCCUCCACACUUUUAUUAUUCAGGGAUUUGUGACUAACGCUUAAAAAUAAUCUCGCUAUGUAUUUGUAAUGGCUACGCACAAGUGAUUUAUCCAGCACCUCUUUUUAUUUAGCGUUACAUUCCCUGUAAGUCACAACAGUUCAUCUCUAGUUGUUUAAUGCCACCCCUGUUACAAACUUAAGAGUUUCUUGCUUAUGCUGUCUUUGUUCGUUUUUGAUUUUAGGUCACAGGAAACCAGUAUUAAAGAAUGCUGUUUACAAAUGCGUAAGAAUACAGAUGUGCUUUCAUUUUAAAUAAGAACUGCAAUCAUGUUAUUUGGUACUAAAACGUCCCACAGGCCUCAUGGCAUUUAAAUGCGAAAGGCAUUACAAAGCGAACACCCAUACAAACUGAUAAUGUAGCAGAUUUGUUCUUUUCGUACUAAAUUUGUUUUAACAAGAUUAUGAAUUUUUAGGAGUUUGAAUCUUUUUGACGUUUUGUACAUUUGGUAAAGAUAAUGAUGGCCAUGACCAUAUAUUUUCAACACGAGAGAGGCCCUUCCACUUUUGAAAAACAAUCAUUUAUACUUCAGCCAGCAAACCCGUUUCAUCUGUUCGAGUAACAUGUGUUGUAUUUAAGACAGGAAUUGAAAGACGUCUCCUUUUUCACCCUCUGCCUUUUUGAAACCGUGUAUGUUCAUACUGUGGAAAUAAUUCUUAACCUUAAAUAAAAUUUUCCUAAUUUA